AAGCCGGGUCACUGUCCCAUACCGGAGAUGAUUCCACUGUGUGCUGAAAGCUGUUUCCAUGAUGGCCAGUGUCCUGCCACACAGAAAUGUUGCCCAACCACCGGUGGCUUUGCAUGCAGUGAUCCAAGGGGCCAGGGCCAGGGAAGCGGCCAUUGUCGGGGCCAGGGCCAGGGCAGCGGCCAGGGCCAGGGCAGCGGCCAGGGCCAGGGCAGCGGCCAGGGCCAGGGCAGCGGCCAGGGUCAGGGCCAGGGAAGCGGUCAGGGAAGCGGACAGGGCCAGGGCAGGGGCCAGGGCAGCGGCCAGGGUCAGGGCAGCGGCCAGGGUCAGGGAAGCGGCCAUGGUCAGGGAAGCGGUCAAGGGAAUGGUCAGGGAUGUGGUCGAGGAACGAUGUGCCUGGGGUAG
Messenger RNA from Sinocyclocheilus anshuiensis, 402 nucleotides. RefSeq names its product glycine-rich cell wall structural protein 2-like. The coding region runs from base 28 to 402 and encodes 124 amino acids. The transcript is spliced from 2 exons. Gene Ontology annotation, cellular component: extracellular region. Lineage: Eukaryota; Metazoa; Chordata; Actinopteri; Cypriniformes; Cyprinidae. Gene Ontology annotation, molecular function: peptidase inhibitor activity. The record is from RefSeq and is a predicted model, not a curated record.